CCUCCCCCCGCUCCAUUAGAGCGCAGUGACCGGUAACGGCCGCUACGGCUGGUCGGGAUGUGAGCCGGAUGAAGUGCCGCCGCUGCUUAAGUGGCGUCUGCAGCGGCGUGGUGCGCCCUGCUGUAGCGGACCGGCUCCUGCUGCGAUUCGGGUUCGGCUCUGGCUCUGGCUCUGUGCCCUAAUCCAAAAACCUGGUGUGGGACCGACUCCUCUUCUCCCCGCCAGCGUUGGUCGCGGGCUCCCCUUUGGUUUCCACGGCGGCGGGCCCGUGCCGGGGAGCCCUUAGCUGCGCCCUACUGAGCCCUGCUCCUGUGCAGGGGCUGGGGGUAAAGCAGGAAGGAGCAGCGAGGUCGGGUUGUGGGGUGAUGCGGGCACUGCCCGUCCGCAGAACAGAAGUGGGGUUGCUGCGCUCGGGCAAACCUGGGGCCCUCAAUGGGAGUAGCAGGAAAACAUGGCUGGCCUAGAGCACAGUCAGUUCGGCUAAUGCGGGACUUCUGGGAAACUACAUAGAAGCGUUCGGAAAUAGAUGCAGGGGAUUGGACUGGUUGACUUAGGAGCUCUCUUGCAGAGUACUUGGAUAAUGUGUUCUUUUAGUCAUUGCUUCACUUGAUUUGUUUGGUCAAGUAAAAUUAAUGUAUAAAUUCAGAAAAUGCUUAUUUUCUCCAGUUCCCUCUUUACUUUCACCACUCCACAUGUAGAUAUCAACCAUGCAGACUACUCUAGUUGGACAGACACAUGUUGCCAGGUGCAGUCUCAGAAGACACUGGGGCUCCAUGGGUCUGGAGAGCCGCCAGUGUGGAGCAACUUGCAGACUCAGGGUCUUUUGUAGCACAACAGAGAUGACUUCCAACCACCCCUCUGAUUAGUGAAAAAUGGCUAGAUUUGGCAGUGAUGAUAGGGAAAUGGUUACAGAUCACAUAGGAAGGAAACCUAGAACAGAUGUUCACAAGAUGCAGUAGUUUAUGUGGAAAUGGUAAGAAAAUUUUGUCUUUUUUUAAUAAUGAAACAUUUGAUGGUAAGCAUUAAUAAAGUGCCAUAGUAGAUGAAGAAUAGCAUCUCUUGACAUGUGAAUAUGAGUUGGUGUCUCAUUUAUACUACAUUAUUUUAACAGUCUCAUGUUUUGUUUAGGUUUACACUGAAGCAUUUACUUCUGUUGAAGAAAAGAGGGAACCGGGCUUAAAUUUUCUAUAAGAAAUGAAAGUGUUGCUUUUCAACCAUGUCCACCCAUAAUAUUGGAGUGAGCAGACACUCAGUUCUCCCUCCCAUUGUUCCUGACAGUGAUAAGAAAUUUUUGGACAGUAUACAAAGAUACAUCAUUACAGAGAUUGAAAAAGUGGGUUGUACAGAACAAGGACCAGCUGAGGAGUAUUACAUUAUAUACAGAAAUGUUUUUGACAAGAUAAUAGAGCAUGUUACUGUGUACAAGAACAUUCUGACUUCAAUCAAACAGGAGUAUGAUGCAUUUAUUGAAGCGAUAAAAAAGGGCCAAAGGAAUGCAUUUUAUCUUCAUGGAAAAUUGAAAGUUCUGGCAUUUGAGCCUACAGCUCUAAUAUGUUAUAGAAAAAGAACAAUCCAACUUGAAGACAAGGUAAAAGUUAUUGAGAGAAAUUCUGCUAGAAUUCAAAAUCUGAUAUUGAAAAUAAGAAAUAUUAAUAAAGUGCCCUCUACAGAAGCUUUGACUCCAAGAAAAAAGAGAAACCCUGCUAAGCCUAUACCAGGUCUGACUGUAAAAGAAUCUCUCAGCUUAGAUGCUCUUUCUAGACACCUUGCUCAGCUGGAAGGGAGAGUGCGGGAACUGAAAGCUGACAUGAUAUCAAAAUACAUCCCUCUGGAGAACAAGGCUGGCCUAGAGCAGGAACUCAAGCACUCAUUGGAACUACGAGAUAAGGCAGAGGCAGUGAAUGAGAAACUGAGACUGAGUUAUAAUAGAAUUACAUUGGUUGCAAAUGCUGUGUCUGCCUGGGCAGAAUCUGACAAGAGCACCUCCUUGCAAGAACUCCUCUCUCAAGUCAUGGAAAAGAAGGAAGUUGUAAAAGCUGCCGCUGCCUUUAGCAUCUCUCAUAUAUUUGAACAUGACCCCAGCAAGAGUAAAGAGGCUGAAGAUUUGCUUGAAUAUAUUGAAAGAUUCAAUGAAUUAUUUUCAUAUGGUCAGUAUGAGGCUGCAGCAGUUUAUGCUGCAAACUGUCCUAGAGGAAUUCUCCGCAAUGAAGAAACCAUGAUGAAAUUUAAGGCUCUUGGUGCUGUUAAAGGGAGGAUUCUCCCUUUGCUGAGAUAUUUUGAGGCCCUCAUAAGCUCAAGUGCUGCAGUUAGACACCCUCUGUGUGCAGCCAUGACUCUGGAAGCAAUCAAAUGUGCAUUGUUUGAAAAACAGUUAAAUCUAGUUAUGCACUGGGUCACACAGCAAAGGCUGACGUUUUGUGAGGCAGCAGGGGAUGUAAUUUAUGACUAUGGGGAGGUGGAACCAUUCAACAAGUCCAAGUGUUUGGCUUUGGCUCAGAUUGCCUACAGUCAGUGUGGCGUGCACAAGAAAGCUGCUCUGUGCUUGUGUAAACAGGGCCAAAUUUGUGGAGCAAUGGAUUAUAUACAGCAAUUCAAACACCUCACUUUCGAUGAUUACUUAUUCCUACUGAAAAACUGUCCUAGUAUUGAGCUAAUUCAUUGUCUAACUCAAGAGUGGAAUGAGAAACCAGCAUUAUUAUCCAUUGGGGCUACGAUCCUCUCACUCAUUGAUACUGAUCACAAAGAGCAUGGUUUACAACUGUUAGAGGAAAUAAACAUGGGUGAGAAGAAUGCGCUGGAACAAGUUAUUUUAAAUGAUACGGUCUGUACCUUGGAAGGUUGGAAGAAGAUCGCAGAUACAUGUGCAGAAAAUAAGCAUGAAAAAUUGUCUCAAGAAAUCCUCUCGAUCCUUACCUCACAGGAAGGAGUGGUUCAGAUUUCCCCAUUUGAUGAUGAUGCAAAGAUAAUGGAACAUGUUUUCUUGUAGUUCUUCUAUAAAGCAAUUGAGGGAGCUCUAACAACAUUCAACCUAAGCAUCGUUAUAGUUGUUUGUAUGAAUUAUAGUAAACACUGAUCACUCAGAAAUAGAGCUGGUACUUCUUUUUGCCAUCAAAUGUAAAUUAGUAUCCCCUUUUAAUACAUGUGUGUCUUAACUGGGAAGGUAUAUUCAGUGUAGAACAAACUCGGCCUAUUUAGUUAAUGAAUAUUGUGAAAGUAUGUUUAUAUAUUUCCUUGUA
Messenger RNA from Chelonia mydas (Green sea turtle), 3236 nucleotides. It is a transcript of the gene CLHC1, whose product is annotated as clathrin heavy chain linker domain containing 1. NCBI's taxonomy places the organism in Eukaryota, Metazoa, Chordata, Testudines, Cheloniidae. Bases 1217 to 2986 code for a protein of 589 amino acids. The transcript is spliced from 11 exons. The record is from RefSeq and is a predicted model, not a curated record.